Messenger RNA from Clonostachys byssicola, 546 nucleotides. Lineage: Eukaryota; Fungi; Ascomycota; Sordariomycetes; Hypocreales; Bionectriaceae. The record is from the annotation of a GenBank genome assembly.
CUGGUGCUAACAGGCUGUUUCUCAGGUCGUCUCCAGGAAUACGAGGUCAUUGGGCGCCAUCUGCCCACAGAGGCUAACCCCUCUCCUGCUCUGUACCGCAUGACCAUCUUCGCUCCCAACGAGACGGUCGCCAAGUCCCGUUUCUGGUACUUCUUGCGCGGUCUCAAGAAGGUCAAGAAGGCCACCGGUGAGGUCGUCAGCGUCAAGGCUGUCCACGAGAAGCACCCCCAGAAGGUCAAGAACUUUGGCAUCUGGAUCCGCUACGACUCCCGCUCCGGCACCCACAACAUGUACAAGGAGUACCGUGAGGUCUCCCGCACUGAUGCCGUCGAGUCCCUCUACUCCGACAUGGCCGCUCGCCACCGUGCCCGCUUCAGGUCCAUCCACAUUCUCCGCGUCGUCGAGAUCGAGAAGACCGAGGACAUCAAGCGUCCCUACAUCCGCCAGCUGAUCACCAAGGAUCUCAAGUUCCCUCUGCCCCACCGCACCUCCCAGCUCACCAGCAAGAAGGUCUUCAGCGCAAAGCGACCUUCCACUUUCGCUUAG